Molecule: messenger RNA, 3504 nt
Organism: Ectocarpus siliculosus
Lineage: Eukaryota; Phaeophyceae; Ectocarpales; Ectocarpaceae
Source: the annotation of a GenBank genome assembly
AUGGAUAGGGUGCGAGAGUUGACCACGGAGCUGGAGGCCAUCCCCGGGAAGAUGGAAGCCCUGGAUCGCGAGAUAGCCAGGGCGGAGCACGCGGCGACGGAGCGGCUGGUAGUCCGGCUUGGCUUUGACGUCGAGGCGCUGGAGAGGGAAAAGAGCGCCGACGACGACCGCAUCCGCGGGCUUCAGGCUGAGAUGACGGAGGCGGCGGGGAGCAACGAGGACCGCGGGGGCGACGGCAGCGGCAGCAGCGACGGGAGCGAGGCGCUACAGAAGGAGCUCUCGCUUGCCCUGACGGGCCUGGCGGAGGCGUCUGCCGAGGUGAGGCUGGAGAAGGCCGCGCUUCGCGAGAAGGAGGAGCUCAACGGGAAGUGGCUGCAGAUUCUCGACGCCGCCAGGCGCGAGCGGGUGGAUCUGGAUGCGAAGUCGUCGGCCCUGAGGGGCAGAUGCGCCGUGCUCAAGGAGAGGAGGGGGCGGCUGCAGCAGGAGGUGGACCGGAGCCGCGCCCAGUUGUUCACGAUCGCGGCGGACGGUGGAAGCGUUCCCAACGGCAGCGGUGCCGACGGGGCCCUGAGAGCCGCCCGCCGGGUGCUAGACGACCACCAAGAGUCCGUGAAGCGCGCAGAGUCACGCCGCGCAACCCUCUCGGCGAUGGUUUCGCGCGCGGAGGCGGAGGUCGAAGAGCGCACCUCGCAGGUCACGGCGGCCAAUGCCUUGGUCGACGAGGUGUGGGGGAAGAUGAGGCAGAUCGGGUCGCCGCUGCGCACGGCUGAAGACGCCGAGAUGUACCUUCGCGGCGUCAAGGACCAGCGAAGCAUCCAGCGGGAGCGCCAGCUAGACCUCUCGAGAGCGCUAGAAUCCUCGCGGCAGAGCCUGGCUGCGGCCAGGCGUCGCGUCGGCGCGCCCCAGUGGUGCUCGCAGCUCGUCUACAGCGGCGGCGGCGGCGGCGGUCACCGGGGCUUCUUGUUCGAGGUUUUCGAGAUCCGCCGAGGUCUUGGCGACGAGGGUCAUCUUCAGGCGUUGGCGUCGCUCCUAGCGGGUUCGCUGUCGGUGUGGGUGUGCGAGUCCCCGCAGCACGCGGACCAAGCUCUCGACCUCGCCAAGUCCAACGCCGCCGGCCUCAGAGUUUGGCCAAUCGCGCGCCUGAAAGCCGCCACAAGGGCAAGCCGGGGGCAGGGGCGGAGCGGUCGGGUGCGGCAGGCCCUAGAGUGGGCAGAGCGAAAGUGGCCGGGACAGGGAAAGGUGACAGACCCAGCGUCUCUCCUCGCUUGGGACGAAGAAGACGAGGGCGUCACCGCUGCCGUUGACAAGGCCUUGGGGACGUGGGUCAUCACGGCGGACGAUGACACGAGCGCUCUAGUCCUGGACGAGCUCGGGAUGAGUAGCGUGACUUUGUCGGGUGUCCGUCACGCCCCUGGAGAGGUGGUCGGGGGGGCGGCACAAGGGGAAGGGGCGAGACUGAGAGCCAAGCUUGACUGGGAUCUCGCGAACCAUGCCAGGAGGGAGGGAGAGGCGUCGCUAGAGGCAUGCGUGGAGGCGUGCAGAGAUCUGACCCGUCGGUUAGAAUCGGGCACGGAGCUUGCUGGGCUGCAGGCAAGGCGUACCGCGCUCAAGAAAGAAGCCAGCGAGUGCACCGAGCGUCUCGCGGAGAGCCAGAGGAAGGCAGCGGGCGCGCGGCAGAAACUGGAGUGGGCGGACUCAGAGAAGGACAGGCUGGAGAAGGAGGCCGAGUCGAUGGGUCAACAGCCAGGGAAACAAGCCAACCCGGAGGAAGUCGUCUCGGCGAUGGGAAAAGCGUUGGAGGGUAGGCAGGGGGACCUCUACACCACCAAGGCGGCGUGCGCGCAGAUGGACAAGGAGAUUGGAUCCCUUGCGGAAGCCAGCAUGGAAGCUCUCGAGCGGGAGAACAACGCGAAGGAAGCGUUGGGCAUGCACCCCGCCGCCACCGCUCACAACGACGAUGGCACUGGAGGCGUCGAAGACGACGACGACGACGAGGGAGAGGACGAGAGGGAGGAGCGCAUGAUGGGCGCAGGAAGGAGCGGUGACGGCACUAGUGGCGGUGCCGGCGGCGGCGGCAGCGGUGGCAGCGGAGCUGCUGGUUCUUCCUGCUGCCGUGACGGGGGAGGGGUAGAAGAGGAAGAAGCGGUGGUGCCGGCGGGUGUUCGCGACCGGCUGUCGGCGAUGAAAAGCGCUCUCGAGAGAAAGAUCUCCCGCGUGGAAGAGCUGGAGCGACGUCGUGACGAGCUGACCGCACGUCUCGACGAGGCUAACGCAAGGGAAGAGGGAGCCGGAGAGAGGGCCUCCAAGUUGGAGGAAGAGAUGGCUGACGCCAAGACGACUGCAGCAGAUACGGGGGCCCGCCUGGAGGCGAAGCGCAAGAGCUUGAAGGAGUCAGAGCGCCGCAUGCACCAGGCGGCAGCGAGACUGGGAGGAGAGGACCUUGCCGGACCCGACGGCACCGUCAGCGGCGGCAGUUGUAGCGGCGGCGGCGGCGGCGGCGGCGGCAGUGCCGACCUCCCCGAGGCGUCGUCUUUUGACCCCGCUGUGAGGCAAGGGGCGUCGUCAGCGGCGAUUACUCCGGCUGCGGUGGCGGCGGCAGCAGGAGGGGUGACGGGCUGGGAGGGCACCGACGACGCGCGGGGCAAUGACAAGGAGAAUUUUCCGGCCCAGCUGUCCGAGGCGGAGCUGCUAGGCAAGAAGCACCAACUAGCGGCGAAGCAAAAGCUGCUCUCAACCGAGCUGAGAGGCCUCCGUCGCCAGUCGGGCCAACGCCAGCAGCACCAGCAUCAGGAGGAGGGGCGUCCAGCGAGCGGGAGCGGGGCCGCGGCGGCGGCGGCGGCGGCGGCGGUUGUGGUGGCCGGCAGCGUGGACGAGGUCACCGUGACGAAAAGGAGGGCCAAGGUCGGCAUGUUGAAGCAACAGCUGAGGAGCGUUCUGGAAGGCACGCGUCAGCUAGAGGCAGGAGUGGUCGCUUGCGAAGGCCGCAUGCACGAAGCAAACGAGGCUUGCUACGCUUCCGUUCGGGGGGAGCUACGGUCCCUGUUCGGCGCGCUCUGCCGUAACAAGAGCGCCGAUCUCGUCAUGGCCGGGCCGAAGCUCGAGGACGGGUUACGUCUAGUGGUCCGGAACGGCAACACCCAGGCAGCCGCCGCCGCCGCCGCCGCCGCCGCCGCCGCCGCCACUACUACCACAACACCGUCAUCGGCGGUGGCGGGUGUGGUAGAGCGUGCCCCACAGGAGUUGAGCGGAGGCCAGCAGGCGUUGCUGGGGCUGGCGCUCGUGCUGGCCCUGUCAUCGUAUCAGGCGCCGCCGCUGUGCCUCCUCGACGAGGUGGACGCCGCCUUGGACGAGACCAAUCAGGCGGCCGCGGCGCGCCUGGUGGCGCUGACCUUCCGGGAAGGGCAGGCGUUGUGCGUGUCUCACCACGCCGAUUUCCACCGACAGAGCGGCCACUGCGUCCCCGUAGAGAUGCGUGAUGGAGUUUCCAGGGUGCAGACGCCAUAG